This is a messenger RNA of Choloepus didactylus (southern two-toed sloth), 1671 nucleotides long. RefSeq names its product cyclin dependent kinase 3 (gene CDK3). Gene Ontology annotation, biological process: regulation of G2/M transition of mitotic cell cycle; regulation of gene expression; signal transduction. Gene Ontology annotation, cellular component: cytoplasm; nucleus; cyclin-dependent protein kinase holoenzyme complex. The record is from RefSeq and is a predicted model, not a curated record. The coding region runs from base 138 to 1052 and encodes 304 amino acids. Lineage: Eukaryota; Metazoa; Chordata; Mammalia; Pilosa; Megalonychidae. The transcript is spliced from 8 exons. Gene Ontology annotation, molecular function: cyclin-dependent protein serine/threonine kinase activity; cyclin binding; ATP binding.
GGGCCCGGGACGCCGGGGGGCCGUCCCCACCAGGGUUCUGCUCCAACAGGAGACCCAGCAUCGCCACACGGGCCAGGCAAACCCCCUCGGUCCUGCCAGUGCGGCCUAGGGCAGGGCUGCGGCUUCGCUCUGUGGCCAUGGAUGUGUUCCAGAAGGUCGAGAAGAUCGGAGAAGGCACCUACGGGGUGGUGUAUAAGGCCAAGAACAAGGAGACGGGGCAGCUCGUGGCCCUCAAAAAGAUCAGGCUGGAUCUGGAGACGGAGGGAGUCCCCAGCACUGCCAUCAGGGAGAUCUCCCUGCUCAAAGAGCUUAACCAUCCCAACAUCGUCAGGCUGCUGGACGUGGUGCAUAGCGAGAAGAAGCUUUACCUGGUGUUCGAGUUCCUCAGCCAGGACCUGAAGAAGUACAUGGACUCCACCCCAGCCUCCGAGCUCCCCCUGCACUUGGUCAAGAGCUACCUCUUCCAGCUGUUGCAGGGGGUGAAUUUCUGCCACUCUCAUCGGGUCAUCCACCGAGACCUGAAGCCCCAGAAUCUGCUCAUCAAUGAGAUGGGAGCCAUCAAGCUGGCUGACUUUGGUCUGGCCCGAGCCUUUGGGGUGCCCCUGCGCACCUACACCCACGAGGUGGUGACACUGUGGUAUCGUGCCCCCGAGAUCCUCUUGGGCAGCAAGUUCUAUUCGACAGCUGUAGAUGUCUGGAGCAUCGGUUGCAUCUUUGCAGAGAUGGUAACUCGCAGAGCCCUCUUUCCAGGCGACUCUGAGAUUGACCAGCUGUUUCGUAUUUUUCGGACCCUGGGGACACCCAGUGAAACCACGUGGCCAGGAGUCACCCAGCUGCCUGACUAUAAAGGCAGCUUCCCCAAGUGGAGCAGGAAGGGUCUGGAGGAGGUUGUGCCCAAUCUGGAGCCAGAGGGCAAGGACCUGCUCAUGCAACUCCUGCAGUAUGACCCUAGCCGGCGGAUCUCGGCCAAAGCAGCUCUUGCCCAUCCGUACUUCUCCACUGAGCCCUCCUCGGCCCCCCGCCAGUACGUGCUGGAGUGUUUCUGCCAUUGAGAAUGUGUGAGGCGCACCACCGAAAAUUCUCCAGCUGCUGCCCUAGCAGCCUUUCCACCAACUUCCCAAGAAAGAAAGCCGGUCGGGGGAGAUAGAAAUGCUCUAAGGAAUUUGGCAUCAGCCAUCAGAGGGCUGUGUUUGAGUUAGUCCGGCCAGUGGGUUAGCGAGUUCACAAGUUCCUGUGUUGUUCGUUGGGUUUGAGGGUGCCAUUUCAAAAGAGGGGGCACUGAUGCUCCAUGCAGGCGGGGGUUGGGGUAAGUUAGAGCCCCGGCUGCCCGGUGCUGCAACAGCAGGUGCCCAGGAGAGGGCAGGGAGCCGCCCGGGCUGUGGGCGCGGCGCUGCCAGCUGCCCUUUGCCUGCCCAGGCCUCGGCUGAGGGAAAGGCUGACACCUGCUGGUGCUUUUGGAUUUGAAAUGUUUUGGGGAAGAGUUGAGUUCCAGUUAAGAGUCUCAGGUUCAACAGGAAGCAGGCGACGGAGAGGAGAGGGAACUUUCCUGAUCCCAGGGGAGGUCAGGGAGUGUGUGUGGCUGUUCUCGGUGGUUGUCUGUUCACCUGGGAUCUGCCCGUGUUAGUUUGCCUCUGGCUGUAACCACGAGAAAUAAAAGUGACACGUUCCCGA